AGAAGAUUCUCAACCAUCGAACGAAAAGGAUCAAAAAAAAGUCUUCAAUUAACGCCUAGAAAUGGACUUCCUACUCUCAAAAAUUCCAAGAGUUUAUAAAGUCUGCAAGUGCUGCGACCUCAAAACUGGAAAUAAAAUUUUUGCAUCCGUUUUGUCGUCGUUUAAAGUUCUAUUGUUGAUUGUCAUGUGGUACCGGCUGUACACUUUGGAUGACACUGUUGAUACCGUUUUGACAGCAUUUGAUGGACCGGCAGCGUCAAAAGUUGAGGAGAAAAUUGAUUACCUGAUCUCUUUAGAAGCUAUCAUUGUUCUAGUCGUCAUUCUAGUUCCAACAUUAGUUUGCCUCCUUUUCAUCAAAGGAAUCAACGAUCAAAACACAUACUACAUGCUGCCAUACAUCUACAUGUACACCAUCCCAGCUAUCCAAAUUUUGUUGCUCGCAUUCUUCAGCAUUUUCCUCAUUUUCUUCUACAUCAGCUUCAUUCAUCACAUUGUGUUCUUCGUGAUUGUUGCUGCUUUACUGGGAGGAGCCGUCGCUUACGUUCCCAUCUGUGCUUAUUCAUUGUAUCGUGAGAUUGAGGAAGGUAAAAUGCAGAAUUUGGAAGGAGUUGGAACUGAUGGAUAUGUCUCAUAAUUAAAUACGUGUUAGUGCUACUUUACAACCUAAAAUAACCUCAAAAAUUCAGUAUUGAAGGACAAUAAUCAUAAGCGGUCAAUGACUUUACUCUCAACUUAGUUUGACUUACUUCAACCAUAUAAAGCUAUAUUAAUGUUAAAAAUAAUUAAAGUAUUAAGCAUAAAACCACCAAAGAAGCUACAAAAUUAAUAAAAUAUUAGUUAAAACAGUUUCUCAACUUUUGACUUAUUUACGGAUGCACCCCAACCACCAUCUCGAAUUCACUUCCGCACAACUGUCAAUAAGAAGUAAACAUCAAUGUCAAUCCUCGCUGUCGCCACACUGUCCACAAUUUAUAGAUUUUUCUCGCCGUUCUUGUUCUUAUCAUCUUUACUGCGUAGUAAC
Molecule: messenger RNA, 1021 nt
Organism: Chironomus riparius
Lineage: Eukaryota; Metazoa; Arthropoda; Insecta; Diptera; Chironomidae
Source: the annotation of a GenBank genome assembly